Messenger RNA from Sitodiplosis mosellana (orange wheat blossom midge), 1215 nucleotides. RefSeq names its product histone chaperone asf1 (gene asf1). The transcript has 2 exons. NCBI's taxonomy places the organism in Eukaryota, Metazoa, Arthropoda, Insecta, Diptera, Cecidomyiidae. Gene Ontology annotation, cellular component: nucleus. Gene Ontology annotation, biological process: DNA replication-dependent chromatin assembly. The coding region runs from base 391 to 1041 and encodes 216 amino acids. Gene Ontology annotation, molecular function: histone binding. The record is from RefSeq and is a predicted model, not a curated record.
GUACGUCGAACGUGAGUGUCACGCUCGUGAUUGUGACUGUAAUACUUUAGCCGCGACUUUCUGUUAUUUGGCGCGCAAGUGACAGAAGAGCUAGCACAAACAAAGUUGAUUGAACAGUCCAUCAUUUGAUUUGAAGUUUUUGCUCCGUUUUUUUUUCUCAUCGAAAAAAAAAAACUAAUCAGCCACACGUUUAUUGCAAAUCAAAAUCCAGAAAAAUCACUUCCAAUUUCUAUUUAUUGCUAUUUUGUUGCGCACUUUUGUAUCGGUGCGAAAAUAAAUUCGACCCGCAUUCUUACGGUGUGAAGGAAUCUCUCUCUGUUGUGUUGUUCAUUGUAUAACUUAUUGAACAACGAGGCGAAGGCAGUGAAAAAAGAGAAGAACGGCAAUCAAAUGGCGAAGGUACACAUCACAAAUGUUGUUGUUCUCGACAAUCCGAGCAGCUUUUUUAAUCCAUUUCAAUUUGAACUGACAUUCGAGUGCAUCGAAGAGCUAAAAGAAGAUUUAGAAUGGAAAAUGAUCUAUGUUGGUUCGGCUGAAUCAGAGGCCCACGAUCAAAUAUUGGAUACAAUCUACGUUGGCCCCGUUCCAGAAGGUCGACACAUUUUCGUUUUCCAAGCCGAUCCACCAGAUGUUACCCGCAUUCCAGAACAAGAUGCUGUUGGUGUGACAAUCGUACUGUUGACAUGUUCGUAUCGUGGCCAAGAAUUUGUGCGAGUUGGUUACUUCAUAAACAAUGAUUAUACUGAUCCAGAGCUCAAAGAGGUGCCACCACCAAAGCCAAUGUUCGAAAAAUUGACGCGAAACAUUUUGGCGACAAAGCCGCGUGUGACACGAUUCAAAAUCAAUUGGGACGAUUCGAGCACAGCAACAAACGGUGACAUGAACUUGGAUGCAUCCGAUUCGGCGGGAUUUUUUGAGAAAAACGAAGCAACCAUGGAACAAGAAGAUACAAACGGCGACAAUGUGAAUGGCGGCGAAGAAGCUAUGGGCAUGGACGCACGUCUGAAUGAAAAUUCAAAUUCCCUAGCCAUGGAAUGUUGAACCCACAAUCUCUUUGCCACGCUUGCGUAUGCGGUUGGAUAAAAAUGUUCAUUGAUUUCAAUUGCAAUGUUCUUUUUGUACUGAAAAAAAACUAUGAUCCUUUUUUAAGAACUUUAUAAGAAUAAAAAAAAAAUAAAAAAAUAACGAUAUUCAUAAGAGACAAACUUGAAAAAA